This is a messenger RNA of Styela clava, 2443 nucleotides long. The record is from RefSeq and is a predicted model, not a curated record. Lineage: Eukaryota; Metazoa; Chordata; Ascidiacea; Stolidobranchia; Styelidae.
AUUUUCUUGGGGGAAAAACGAUCAUGGCCAACUGGGUGUAGGUGAUUUUGUUGGCCAUGCUUCCCCAAAGUUGAUGAAGUUGUCUACAGAAGAUCCAGUUGCUCAUAUUUCAGCAGGUGAUAACCAUAGUGCAAUUUUAACAAGGAAAGGAGAAAUGCUGACUUUUGGACUUAAUUCCAGUGGACAAUUAGGCCACGGUGACUCGAAUAAUACAUCGGUUCCAAAACCAGUUGAAGAAUUCAAAGGCAGCGUCGUUACUCAGAUUGCAUGCGGUAAUAAUAACACUGUCGCGUUUGUUCCUGGUUGUGGACAGGUUUUUACCUUUGGAAACUGUGAACAUGGUCAGCUUGGUCUUGGAAAAUUGGUUGAGAAAGUUCAAACUCCUGAAAUUGUUAACGGUUCUUGGUCAUCGAAACAUGAAGAAGCUACUGUCUCUGUUUUCAGAAUAUGUUCUGCAGGCAAUCAAACCUACAUCUUGACUUCAAAUAUACCUGAUUCAUCACCAUCAGAUUUCAGGGCCAUUGGUGAUGAAGUUGGUGUUGUAAAAUUUGAAAAAGUAUUUUGCAGCACCCUUGAAAAUGUGGAAGAUGAAACCGAUAUUAUUUCAGUGAUAAAUUCAAAAAGUUGUUGGAAUAGUUCAUUUGCUGACCUCAAUCAAGUGACCAAUCACUAUCACCAUGGGGUCCACCUUGAUCAAGCAAGUGAAGUGUUGAAGCUGAUGUGUGGAUGUAAGUUCUCAGAAACUAUUAUGAAGUACCUCUUUGAGAUGCUGCGGAGCUUGGAUACGGAUCCACCUGAUUUGGAUGCUAUCAGACUGUAUAUUACUUUGCCAAUGGUAUUUGAGCAUAUGGAGGACUCGGUUCAGAAGUUAGAAAUGAUCCGUUUCUUCUUCAUUAAACUGUCACAUAUGGAAAAAGUUGUCUGGAAAGUUUUGGAAAGAUGGCAUAAGUCAUCAGAAGUGGCCUUUGUCAAUAUUGUACAUUUAGGCAAAGCAUUGAUGCUUGAUAACUUAGGAUAUCUUUUUCUCACUGGUGGAGAUGCCGGGCUGAGAUGCCAAAAUGUUAUGAAAAUACUAAACAGCCAUAAUGAAAUAUCUAAAAUCACUAGUUAUAAAGCAUUUCACCUUUCUUUAACCGAACAAUUCAUAAAAAGUAACCUGGAAGUUGUCCGUAUUUUACUUCUGAAAUACCCCUUUCUUGGUGAUGCGAAGUCUAAAGCUACUCUACUUCUGUUGGAUGCAAAAAACAGGAAGAAUAAAGCAAAUUUUCAAGAAAGAAUAGAUAUCAUGUUUGGUCAAUUUCUACCUUUUUUGGGUUUACCUCCCAAAAUACGUAUAUCUGUUAACAGGUCAUCACUCGUCGCUGACUCUGUGCAACAGUUGCAAAAUGUUGAAAAUUUGAGCCGGCCAUUUUAUGUUCAGUUUCAGGGCGAAGAGGGAAUAGAUGAUGGAGCAAUAAAUAAGGAAUAUUUCAUGCUUAUUAUGCCGGAACUGUUGACCAAUUAUGAAUUGUUUUCUGAGAAUGAUGAUUCAAAUUACUUGUGGUUUUCUACUUCUUACAUUGAUGCAAAGGAACCAUUAUACAAUCUUGUGGGAAAGCUGUGUGGCAUUGCUCUGUGUAACAACACUGUUGUAAAUGCAAAUUUCCCACUUGUCUUGUAUAAAAAGUUAUUAGGACAGGAGCCAGACCUUGAUGACUUCAAGGAAUUUGAACCAACAUUUGGCAAUAGCUUACAACAAAUACUUGAUUUUGAAGAACAAGAGGACCAAACAGUUGAAGAAGUUUUUGAACUUACCUUCGUGUCAUCUAAGGGUGUUCCAUUGAAACCCAAUGGACAUGAAAUACCUGUUACAUCUGUAAAUAGAGAUGAAUAUGUACGACUCUGUGUGAACUAUGUUGUGAAUAAAUCUGUUGAAAAGCAGUUUAGCUCAUUUCAAAACGGUUUUUCUAAAGCUUGCUCUGGUGAAAUUUUUGAUAUUUUCAGACCAGAAGAGCUCAUGGAAAUGGUAGUUGGUAAACAAGAUUUUAGUUGGGAAGAAGUGAAAGCGUCCAUGGGAUGGAUGCUUCUUCAGUUUCAGAUGAAUUUAGUGAAGUAUAUAUAUGCAACAAAAGUAAAUGAUAGACAGCAUGCUGGCAUGUGGAAAUGGUGCGUUGGUGGAUUCCCUCGUCGGAAACAAGAUGUAACGUCAUUGGAAAAACUUUCAAUAGCAGGUGAUGGUAUCAAGAAUGUUGCUCUCACAGGUGACAAUGCUUACAUUCUCUACCAUGAUGGAACAAUUAGGGCCUAUGUUGCGGAGAAAGAUACACAUGCAGAUAACGAAUUACUUAAUGUUAUAAAAGAUAUAAAAAUUCUGAAUAUCCAUGCUGGUGUACAUGGCCAAGUGUUCGUGAUUGAUGAAAAUGGAAAGGCUUAUGCAUGGGUUGUAAUGAUCACGGACAGCUAG